AUGGUGGUGGUGGAGUGUGUGACCGUGGCCGACCAGGCAUGCCGCUGUCUUCAAGGCUGCUACAGAGAGAUGUUAAAGGACUUUCAUGAAGGCACUGCCAGUAACUCCAACAAGAGCACCCCCGCCUGCUCACCGGUUCUACGGAAGCGCUGCCACUCCCCGACCCUCCAGAGCCCGGACGGGGACAACAUGGUGGAGAAGGGCUCGGACCACUCCUCCGACAAGUCGCCCUCCACCCCAGAGCAGCUGGUGCAGAGAACGUACUCCCUGCAGUCGUCCCGCAGCGGGGGAAAGAACUCCAAGUCUCACAAGCGACUUUCCAAAUAUGACAGACUAAACUUAAUCAAAAAGAGCCAAAGCUGGUAUAACGGAGAGACAUGUGGAGCGAAGGGGGCGGAUACAGCAGUCCUCCUCAUACCGACGGACUUCUACUCGGGCUCGCAGUCUCUGAAGCGGGAGGGCGAAUGCAACAGUUGUGAGAUGGACUCCGAGGAUAGUUCGUUGUCAGACUGGGAGGCAGUGCUGCAGCUGGACGAGGCGUUGGCCGGGUGGUUUCUGCAGGGUCCGGCGCAGACAGAGUGGGGAUGGGAGUGUGGCAGGGCGGCCUAUGAUGACCGAGACCCCCUGUGGGAUAAUGAGGAGAUACCAGCUGUGCUGAGCCCCACAUACAAACAGCGCAAUGAAGAUUUUAGGAAACUCUUCAAGCAGCUCCCCGACACAGAGAGGCUCAUUGUGGAUUACUCCUGUGCGCUGCAGCGGGACAUCCUACUACAGGGUCGACUCUACCUCUCAGAAAACUGGAUCUGCUUUUAUAGUAACAUAUUUCGAUGGGAGACACUGUUGACAGUGCGGCUAAAAGACAUUUGCUCAAUGACGAAGGAGAAGACAGCACGCCUCAUUCCUAAUGCCAUUCAGGUCUGCACGGACUCUGAGAAGCACUUUUUUACAUCUUUUGGAGCCAGGGACAGGACGUACAUGAUGAUGUUUAGAUUGUGGCAGAAUGCUUUGCUAGAAAAGCCCCUGUGUCCUAAAGAGCUGUGGCAUUUCGUCCACCAGUGCUAUGGCAACGAACUGGGUCUGACAAGUGACGACGAGGAUUAUGUUCCACCAGACGAUGACUUCAACACGAUGGGGUUCAGCGAAGAAAUCCCCAACGAGGAGAACGAAAUAAACAACGACAACUUAUCCAAAAACAACGUUGAAUCCAAGCCUGAAGGAAGCCCGCCUCUGCUACAUCAUAAAAAGGUCGUUUCUAUCAAUUCCAUCAGUCCAGGAAACCAUGACACUCCGAUCUCUUUUGAGCUCCCGGCAGAGGAGUUCACGGACUGCCUGACAGACGGAGAUCUUCUUGCUUUGCCUCUGGUGGUGGAGGACAAUAACCAGCCUGAGCCCGGUGCCCCCGUCCCGUCGCCCUCUCUGGACUUCAACGACAACGAAGACCUCCCCACGGAGCUGAGCGACUCCUCCGAAACACACGACGAAGGUGAAGUCCAAGCUUUCCAUGAAGAUCUAAACGGCCGACAGCACAUCAACGAGGUCUACAAGUUUAGUGUAGACAAACUGUACGACCUGCUCUUCACCGAGUCACAGUUCAUGAGCGACUUCAUGGAGCAGCGGCGGUUCUCUGAAAUAGUGUUUCAUCCCUGGAGGAAGGAGGAGAACGGAAACCAGACCAGAGAAAUCUUGUACACGAUAUCGUUGUCCAACCCACUGGCUCCAAAAACAGCGACAGUCACAGAGACACAGACUCUGUAUAAAGCCAGCGUGGAGAGCGAGUGCUUCAUUAUUGACGCCGAGGUCAUCACACACGACGUCCCGUACCACGACUACUUCUACACCCUGAACCGCUACAUGCUGACCAGAGUGGCCAAGAACAAGUGUCGAUUACGAGUCUCAACAGAGCUGCGCUACAGAAAACAGCCGUGGGGACUCGUCAAAGGUUUUAUCGAGAAAAACUUCUGGAGUGGACUAGAAGAGAACUUCCGGCAACUUGGGCUGGAGUUGGCAAAGUUGGAGGAGAUCAUGUCCGAGUCCCAUCAGUUGUCCCCGAAAGUCAAAGUGGGGAAAAACUCCACGCUCCGCAGGAAGAAGAGGAACCUCCCUCACAUGCGCAGCCAACACCUGGACGAAGCCCUAAGCCCCGUUACCACGCCGACGGACGAGGAAGUGAUUCAGCGGAUCAAACACGUGGCAGGAUCCACCCAGACCCGGUACCAGGGUCCGGAACACCAGCACCUGCCCACCACCUUCGCCCUGUACAGUGUCUCCAGACUGCUGCUCAUCAUCAGCUUUGUGAUCUGUCUAAGCCUGGUUUUGUUGGUGUUCCUCAACAUGCUGCUCUUCUACAAGCUGUGGAUGCUGGAGUACUCUGCUCAGUCUUUAACCACGUGGCAGAGUUUGCGUCUUCACGAAAGCAAACUUCCACAGACGCAGCUGGAGUGGGCUCAGCUCCUAGAGACGCAGCAGCGCUAUCACGACUCCGAGAUGCAGAAGUGGAGGGAGAUUAUCCGCUCCUCUGUGGCGUUGUUAGACCAGAUGAAAGACUCUUUAUUGAAUCUUCAAAGAGGGAUCGGUUUGAGAGACUACAGCUCUGAGACUGAAGACAGGAGUCAAUAUCAAUGA
Messenger RNA from Knipowitschia caucasica, 2622 nucleotides. Lineage: Eukaryota; Metazoa; Chordata; Actinopteri; Gobiiformes; Gobiidae. The record is from the annotation of a GenBank genome assembly.